Aspergillus niger is the source of this 456-nucleotide messenger RNA. RefSeq lists its product as hypothetical. The transcript is spliced from 6 exons. The record is from RefSeq and is a predicted model, not a curated record. NCBI's taxonomy places the organism in Eukaryota, Fungi, Ascomycota, Eurotiomycetes, Eurotiales, Aspergillaceae. Bases 1 to 456 code for a protein of 151 amino acids.
AUGAUUAGCACAAUUGCCAGGACCGACAAAUCCACCCUACAACAUGAUGAAGGAUUGACUCAGUGCCAGUUCAAUGAAGCAAAGACUGCAUACAGGCGAAAAAUAAAAUUAGGCAGGGAGUGGGGCCCCGCCAGCAAGGGUAGUUUGAAAGGACACAGUUGGGUUGAAGAAGCUCCCAUCCAAAUGCGGCCGAAACCGACCUACCUGACCGUUCAGAAAAGGAAAGGUGGACGGACGGCAUUUGCUUCUGCAGUGUCGGGAAGAGUUGAGACUGGGUUACUAUGGCGUGUGAUACGGGGAGGGAGUCUGACGAAGUGCGUGUGGUGGACGGCCGCCGCGGGUCUGGAUCCAGUUGUUGCUGUGCUGUGUGUAGGGUAUAUUUCUUCGAUGGGAAUUGGUAGGGAUGUGUCGGCCCGCCCUUUUGGGGCGAGGCGAGCCCGUGGUCCAGGGCGAUAG